Molecule: messenger RNA, 3440 nt
Organism: Bombus huntii
Lineage: Eukaryota; Metazoa; Arthropoda; Insecta; Hymenoptera; Apidae
Gene: Hrs
Product: hepatocyte growth factor-regulated tyrosine kinase substrate
Exons: 11
Coding region: 155-2608 (817 amino acids)
Molecular function (GO): phosphatidylinositol binding; metal ion binding; ubiquitin binding
Source: RefSeq, a predicted model, not a curated record
UCAUACUUUACUAUAUUACAGCCAGUCGAACAGCAGAGCCGUGGAUGAGUAGGUGGUUGUUAAAUUGAAUUAAUUGUUAUCUAUACAAAAGUAUUCAGGAAGAUCUAAGCGUCUAAGAAAAAUUGCAAAUAACAAUCACUCUUAACAGAGCAAAAUGUUUCGCAGUUCGCUUAAUUUUGACAAAUUAUUAGAUAAAGCAACGAAUCCUUAUCAACUUGAACCUGACUGGGUAGCAGUACUUCAAAUAUGUGAUUUAAUACGUCAAGGGGAUGUGCAACCUAAAGCAGUACUUGCAGCCAUCAAAAAGAGAACAACAAAUAUAAAUCCACAUGUAGCUUUGUAUGCUCUAUUGGUUUUAGAAUCUUGUGUCAAAAAUUGUGGUACGCUUAUACAUGAUGAAAUUGGUACUAAGCAAUUCAUGGAACAACUUAAAGAAUUAGUAAAGACAACGACUUAUGAUAAUGUUAAACUUAAAGCUUUAGAAUUGAUUCAAGCCUGGGCACAUGCCUUUCGAAAUUGUCCUAAAUAUAGAGCAGUGCAAGAUACACUUAAUAUUAUGAAAGCUGAAGGAUAUAAAUUUCCCACUUUAAAAGAAAGUGAUGCUAUGUUUAUUGCUGACACUGCCCCAGCAUGGGCAGAUGGAGAUGUGUGUCAUCGUUGUCGCGUAUCAUUUAGUAUGGUACAAAGAAAACAUCACUGCAGAGCAUGUGGUCAAGUAUUUUGUAGUCAAUGUUCGAGUAAAGUAUCCACAUUGCCUAAAUUUGGAAUUGAAAAGGAAGUUAGAGUGUGCGAAGCAUGCUAUGAAAAAGUUAAUAAACCAUCCACUGCUCAAAUUAAAGAGGGAGAUUUACCUGCUGAAUAUCUCAACAGCUCUUUAGCUCAACAACAACAAGUACCUCCCAGGAAAACAGCAGCAGAACUACAAGAAGAAGAAGAACUUAAUCUUGCCAUAGCCUUAAGUCAGAGUGAAGCAGAACAUCAAGAAAAAGAAAAAAAACGGGGAAGUCGUACAACAAAAGUAAACCCAUCAAGCACACGCGUUGCGAGAGCAUCUUCUCCACCACCAUCACCUCAAGAAGAGACGGAGGUUGAUCCUGAGCUUGCAAAGUACUUGAAUCGUAAACGUUGGGAAUUAAGACAAAGUGCAUUAGAAGAACAUAGUUCUAGAGCAGAUGUUACCAGUCCUUCUGCUCCUAAUAUAAGUAGCCCAAUGCCACAAAAAGUUAUAAUUGUUAAACAACAGAACGGAGAAGUUGAUACUCAAAUGGAAGAAUUUGUUAAUGCUUUACGAUCUCAAGUUGAAAUUUUUGUUAAUAGAAUGAAAAGCAAUUCGUCAAGAGGCAGAUCAAUUGCUAAUGAUAGUUCUGUACAAACUUUGUUUUUAAAUAUUACUGCUAUGCAUUCAAGAUUAUUGAGAUAUAUUCAAGAACAAGACGAUAGUAGAGUAUACUACGAAGGUCUUCAAGAUAAAUUAACACAAAUGAAAGAUGCUAGAGCUGCCUUGGACGCUUUGCGGGAAGAACAUAGAGAAAAAUUACGAAGACAAGCGGAAGAAGCUGAGAGGCAAAGACAGAUGUUGAUGGCUCAAAAAUUGGCGAUUAUGAGGAAGAAAAAACAAGAAUAUUUACAAUACCAACGUCAACUUGCUUUACAAAAAAUCCAGGAACAAGAAAGAGAAAUGCAAAUGAGACAAGAACAACAAAAGCAACAGUAUAUAAUGGGUGGCUAUCAAGCUGUCUCUGGUUUUAUUGGACCAUCUCAAGGUUCACCUGUGCGGCACGUCCAGUAUGAAACACCAGGAACUAACUACAACCCUAUGUCACCAACAAAUCAAGGAUUUAUAUAUGGACAACCUACUAUGAAACAAUAUCCUAUGCAAAGUUACAAUAUGCCACCUCAUGUAAUGGGGCCAAUAGCUAAUCAAGACCAACAGCCAACCGAUGUUGUUCAGGGGCAUGAAGGAAUGGGCCGAAUUUCUGUUUCUGGCCCAGGAAUGAUGUCUCAAAUUACAAAUCCCAUACCGCAACUUCAGCAGGCAGGUGGACAUCAAAUGGGACCGCCAUCACAAGGUCCUCCACCAAGUCAUAUAACGCAAACGCAGCCGACACCGGUACAUUUGCCACCGCAACAGGGUGCUCCACAAAUCACACAAUCAGGACCACCAACUCAGAUGAGUAUACCUCAGGUACCUCAGAGUCAUAUGGGUCCUUCACCUGCACAAAUAGGACCUGGAGCUCAUGGCCCCCCUGGACAAGUUGUUGGUUUGCCACCACAAAUGGGACCUCAGCAACCGUCUACGAUGUCAGGUCCUCAAGGACCCUCGAUGCAGUCUCAUGUUUCAAAUACACCUAUUUCAUCUCAAGGAACAGGAACUAUCCAAGUACCUCCUGGAACUACGAUUGGAACGAUGUUAACAUCGAAUCCGCCGAUGCAAGGUCCUCAGGGAGCUAGUGUGCCAACAAUGCAAGGUAUGGCCCAGGCCCCAGUAUCUCAAGGACAACAAUUACAGUAUCAGCCACCAAAUUCUCUACCAGCUGCAUCAAAUGAAUCCACACAAGUGAAAAAAGAUGCGAAGCUGGAAACAGCAGAACUAAUUUCCUUUGAUUGAAAAAAUUAUGUGUGCAUACAAGAUAACUCAUAAUAAGAAGUGCAUUUAAGGUAAUCAUUUUGCAUACCAAUUUUGAUCUUAAAUUGACAUUGACUGUUUCAAUUUGAUGAUAAAAUUUUUUACGCUGUUUAUUGAAUUGGCAAAAAUAUAAAUUUUUGAAACUAUUAUUGAUAAUUCUAAAAAUACUGAUUUAAACUUUGCAAUUUAUCAGUGAAUAAUGAUAUUUUACAGUAUAUUAGGAAAAAAUGGUUAUAUCAUUAUUGGUAUUUAUUUUAAGUUAUAGAAAUUCUCAACAAUAUAUACACAAAUCAAAUAUAUGUCUUUCUUUGCAUAAUUUUUAAAUAUAUAUCUGAUAAAAGGUUAUAAUACUUAAAUAGCAAAGGCAUACAUUUCAUGUAUAUGUAUCUAAAUGUAAUGUAUGUACAAAAUAUUUAUAUGUUACAUAGCAUAAAAGUGAAGAAAACUAAUUUCAUCUAUACCUGACCUUUUGCUGGAUAUAUUGUAUAUGAUCUUAUUUUUUUACAAGUUUAAUUUUAAAAUAUUUUUUUCCUUGUGAAAAUCAAAAAGAAAGUAUUACGAUCCACGAAAUUUAAAAAAAUGUUACAUAUAGUAAAAUCCUUUAUUAUAUCAAUCAAACAUCUUUUAUCUUCGUUCAAUAUUGCAUUUACAUUCUUAUUUUUUCUCUUUUCUUUGCUAAUUUCUGAAAAAAUUUUCGUGUGACCUAUAUUUUUUUAGAAAUUUGUUUUCGCAAUCAUAUUGUCUCCACUUGACCCUUUCUACGUGGUUUCACUUCUUGCGGACAGGUGAACGAUGUCUCUUCCGAAUGUUUUCU